AUGCACCUUGAGCUCAUUUGUCUAUUGAUAGCAGUAUCCAUAUAUGCUGUCGUUCAAGCCCAGGCUUUUCAGCUAAACCAAGGCCAACAGACGCGGUUGGAUUCGCGGCGACAAGGACAGCUUAUGAUUUUCAAUCCUUUUGGCAAUCAGAAAAUGGAUCCUUUGCGAUUUCUGCCUAUAGUUCCAGGCCAGAAACGACGACCGGACCAAGCGGUGGUCAGUGGGAAUGUGGUGGAGCUGCCUCAACUUUGGCAGCCCUGCAGUUGUUCCGAGUACAUGUGCGCUUGCUGCGUAGGUCUAUCCUUGGGCGAGACUAUAAGCCAACGCGUGUGUGCAGUCCUCGAGUAUAUUUCCACCGAUAUCAGCCUUCAGCUGCGCAUCGAGCUCAAUCAACGUUCUGUUGCCAGUUUUAGGCUGUCGGCCAGGAAUCCGCCUGAUUAUUGUGUGCCGAUCCUCCUCCCAUUACCCUUCUUUAGUUGCCUGCGCGUCUACGACAUUCGCUCGUUUAGCGGCGGCAACAUUCAACUUUGCAUCUCAGUGGUAUUCAAAGUGUUCAUAAGUCAGCUCUUCGAGUACCACUUCGAUUGUGUCCGUUUCGGCCCGAAUGGAGUCUUCUUUGUUAGCGCCGAGCAGAACGAUGUGGAACUGGAUUCGGCAGAAGAUCUGGCGACGCCGCAUGCAGAGCAACUAUCUUCACCUUACUCAGUUGGAUUGGGUCAGAGCACUCCUGGCCAAGUAACGGCAUCUGAGCAACCACCCAACGACAAGCUAGCGGAUGAGGAUAGCACGGAUUUUUUUCGCUUAGGGUCACGAGCUGGUUGAAUACAUUUCUAAUAUUGCUUUAACUCUGUAUAUUGACAGCUGCAAUGUGGAAUAUGGUGGACAACUUUUAUUUCUGCUUUUAUUUGGCGCCUUUAUUGCACGUUUGGUUUAAAUCACAAUACAUUUUUCUAAUACUCUAUGGCCUGUGAACCUCCUAAUUGUUCUUCUGUUGUUGUUUUUACGAUUUGUUUUGUUGUUA
Molecule: messenger RNA, 1021 nt
Organism: Scaptodrosophila lebanonensis
Lineage: Eukaryota; Metazoa; Arthropoda; Insecta; Diptera; Drosophilidae
Exons: 1
Coding region: 1-822 (273 amino acids)
Source: RefSeq, a predicted model, not a curated record